This is a messenger RNA of Zalophus californianus (California sea lion), 3757 nucleotides long. RefSeq names its product CLN6 transmembrane ER protein (gene CLN6). The record is from RefSeq and is a predicted model, not a curated record. The transcript is spliced from 6 exons. Bases 839 to 1672 code for a protein of 277 amino acids. NCBI's taxonomy places the organism in Eukaryota, Metazoa, Chordata, Mammalia, Carnivora, Otariidae.
AUGAAAACACCAAUUCGAAAAGAGGUAUGCCCCACUAUGUUCAUUGCAGCAUUAUUUACAAUAGCCAAAUGAUGGAAGCACCCUAAGUGUCCAUCAAUAAAUGAAUGGAUAAAGAAGAUGUGGUGUAGAUAUCCAACAUAUAUAUCUGGAUAUGGGUGAAGAUACAGAGGUACACACUGAGUAAGAGAAAGAGAGGAACAGAGGCCUGUAUCCUGGGAGUUUUUAUAUGUGUGGUUAGUUUUAACCAAUGUGGCAUUUCUGAAUUAAAAGAGAUAAACAUUUACAAUUUCAUUUGAAAUUUGUGGUCAUUGCCUGUGUUCUCAGUCAACAAAUCCCGGAAGUACAGUUUGGGGGGUCAUAACUUGUUUUGACUUUGCACGGGGGUUUUCACACUGACCCUGAUAAGGCCAGGACCCACUGGGGUAGACCAAUAAGAGAGGGCUUGCCAGGCAGAGGAACUGCCCCUGGCCUGCCUCUUCUCUCAGGGAAGGUAAGAAAGAAAGAACUGAAACUACUUUGUAGAACUCACUUAUUUUCUCCUUUGUUUCCUAAUGUGUACUUUUGACCUGAUUUGGAAGCAGUCCAUCUGUUCCGUGCAUAGAGCAUGGGGCCUAGUGGUCAGGAGAUCUUUCCAACAUCAUAGGACCUGAAGCAUCAAACCCCUAAGGGCCCAAGUCGACCACCUGGGUCACAUCUCUUGUGUUGCAGAGGGGGAAACCAAGGGUCACCACGAAGUCCCAAAGCAGCCUCCAGCUCCCAGACCAGUACCCAGGGACAUUUAUUUAGUACCCACUGGGAGCGGGGCACAGAGUCAGGCCCUGGAUUUGCAUCUACUAGUAUGCCUGGGGACAAGUCCACUUACCUUCUUUGGGACUCAGUUUCUCUGCUGGAUACCCCAGGGCUGCCAAGAGGAUCCCCAGAGAUCACAGAAAGACUGGUGUUCCCUCUCGAAUGGUUUCCACUCAACAAGCCCAGCGUGGGGGACUACUUCCACAUGGCCUACAACAUCAUCACGCCCUUCCUCCUGCUCAAGCUCAUUGAGCGGUCCCCUCGAACCCUGCCGCGCUCCAUGAUCUACAUCAGCAUCAUCACCUUCAUCAUGGGCGCCAGCAUCCACCUGGUGGGCGACUCCGUGAACCACCGUUUGCUCUUCAGUGGCUACCAGCACCACCUGUCUGUCCGGGAGAAUCCCAUUAUCAAGAAUCUCAAGCCAGAGACGCUGAUCGACUCCUUCGAGCUGCUCUACUACUACGACGAGUACCUGGGCCACUCCAUGUGGUACAUCCCCUUCUUCCUCAUCCUCUUCAUGUACUUCAGCGGUUGUUUCACUCCCAUCAAAGCCGAGAGUUCGAUGCCAGGGGUGGCCCUGCUCCUGGUGAUGCCCAGUGGCCUAUACUAUUGGUACCUGGUCACCGAGGGCCAGAUCUUCAUCCUCUUCACCUUCACCUUCUUCGCCAUGUUGGCCCUUGUCCUGCACCAGAAGCGCAAGCACCUCUUCCUGGACAGCAACGGCCUCUUCCUCUUCUGCUCCUUCGCCCUCACCCUCCUGCUUGUCGCGCUGUGGGUUGGCUGGCUGUGGGACGACGCGGUGCUCAGGAAGAAGUACCCGGGUGUCAUCUACGUCCCUGAGCCCUGGGCCUUCUACACCCUGCACGUCAGCGGCCGACGCUGAGCCCCUGGCACCAGGCGCCGGCGCCCUGCCUGGCGGGACACGGGCCGCGGAGGGUGGCCGAGCGGGGACGUGCGUGCGUGCGUGCGUGUGCGGACGCGUGCGUCCCCCCGGUGUGCGCUGUCGUAGCCGCGGCGGGAGGGGCACGCACUGAGCGCCUGGCCCGGGGCGUGCGCGCGCAGAGAGCGUCGGCGCAAGGCUCGAUUGUGUGGAGCAAGUUUCUCUUCGGUUUGGAUCUUUUCAGGGUGGGAUAUAGUCGGAGGCCGUGUGGGCCCAGGCCGAGGUGUGGGCCCCGCCUUCUCAUGCACCUGACUGGAGUCGGGCCCUCUCACUCACCGCUCAGGGCCGGUCUCUUCCUGGGGUGGCUUCUGGUAGCCAUGCUGGGUCGGCCUGGCGGGUGGGGCAGCAGUGGUGAGGGGACUGGGCAUGUCACCCGCCACCUGGCUCACCCCUCAGACCUGCCCUGACCCUGAAGGCCAGAUUACAAAGGUUCAGUUAACUUUCUGGGGGUAUUGUUGAGCAAAGCACAUCCCUCCUCUGGGCCUCAUUUGCACUAGCUGGGACGAGGGCCCAAAGUGUGUCAGUGGGCUGGUUGUUGGGGCAGCCCUGGAUUGGACGGCUCGUUCUCUCUUGUCGCUGCCCUCUGCUACCCCGGGAAGGGUGUGUGCGCCGCAGAUCCUCCCCCAAACUCAGGUCACACGGAGGGUUGCGCCGCCAGACUCCCCUGAGCACCAUUUCCCUCUGCCAGAAGCUGUCUCCCUGCUCCCUCCCAGAACUGUGGCACCCCUUCCUGGCAGCCUGACCAGGAUGUCUGAGCUGCAGCUGAAGGCUGUGUUCUCAAACACUCGCGGUAUUCCCUGAGCCCCCUUAUAGGGUCAGGGGGCAUUUGGGGGAUGUUGGGAGGGGGGCAGAUCUGGAGGCUCUCCCCCAUAGGCCUUGUCUCAGCCUGAAUCUCAUGCUUUCUGCUCAUGGCCCUGCUCCCAGAAAAGGGAGGCUUCAUUCCCAGCAGGACACCCCGGGCCCGCCUUCCCCCAGGCCUUGGGGCCAGGUCUGCCCACACAGCUGCCGGCACCAGUCUCAUUUUCCAGCCAGCACUGGCUUGGCGAGCUUGUGGGUCUCAGGGGGCCUGCCCUACCUUCCCCGGGCCCUGCCCCCUCUCCUGUGUUCUCAGGGAGCCCUGUGCCUCAGAUGUUCCUUUCAUGUUGGGGUCCCUCUGCAGCCCCCUUAGAGGCCCCCCAGCCCCGGGUUCCAUGGGCGGAGAGAGGUGUGAAUAAAGACCAGUGUGGAGCCCAGCCUGGCUGGUGGCUGCUGCUUUCUCUGGGUGUGAAUUUGGGCGGCAGGAGGGAGAUCCCUGGGGCCGGAGAGACAGUGGCUGGUCUGUGGCUGGUCAGGGGCUGAGAGCAGGCCCUGCUACUGUCCGUUGGCCUUCCAUGCCACCCUGUGGGAUGCUGGGGGUGGGGGGCAAGAAGGGCCUCCUCCCAGUCAGUUCUAGCUCUCUUGUGAGGAGUCUGGGGGGCAUGGGGGGCGGGGAGCCAGGAUAGGGCAUCUCCAGGCCUGCCUCUCCCGAAAUGGCCCCUCAGGCCUCCCCGCUCUGCUGCGAGCCCACUCCAGAGGCUGAAACAGAGAAGGUACCCUUUGGGGGAAGGUGGGGAGGCUGGUUUGUUGGAGGUUGGCCCCGAGCCUUGGGCAAGUCGCUUACUCCCUCGGGGUCUCAGACUCACCACACAGCCCCCAGGACUUACUGGGGCUCCUGUUAGCAGACAGCGCUGGACAGGAGAUGCUCGACGCCACAUCGUCAUAGGCUAUGCCCCCACCUGCCCAGCAACCUCACUGGAUUCCUUCCUCACCUUGAGGACACUGGUCCUUCCCACCCUGUCUCUGGCCUCUUCUCCACAGCAAGACUUGCUGGGUGUCUUAUGAGCAGGCACAGGCCUGGUCAUGUGGGGCCUGGAGCUUACACAACUUGGGGGGGGGUCCUUGAUAAGAAAACAGGAAAAAAAAAGUGAAUAAAAAAUUAGGUAUGAGGGGUGCCUGGGUGGCUCAGUCAGUUAAGUUUCUGACUUGGUUUUGGCUCAGGGCACCAUCUCA